This is a messenger RNA of Cyprinus carpio (common carp), 1565 nucleotides long. RefSeq names its product protein-L-isoaspartate(D-aspartate) O-methyltransferase (gene pcmt). Gene Ontology annotation, biological process: protein modification process. Lineage: Eukaryota; Metazoa; Chordata; Actinopteri; Cypriniformes; Cyprinidae. Gene Ontology annotation, molecular function: protein-L-isoaspartate (D-aspartate) O-methyltransferase activity. Gene Ontology annotation, cellular component: cytoplasm. The record is from RefSeq and is a predicted model, not a curated record.
ACACACCUAAACCUACCAAUACUGGGGGUGCAUAAUCUGGCAGGGUGCACAUUUCGGCACUACACCGGCCUAAUACAUCACGCUUUCUUCCUGCGGCGCGGAGUACAGCGACUCUACAGAAGAGCUAGAAUCCGAAGACGUGCACAGAUGUGAUGCGAUAAGAGAACGAGAAGCUCGCGGCGCAGCAGCGGACUGAUAAACGCGUCGCGGGACCUGAGACUGUACAGUGCGGGACAUGUCUGGUGAUGACGUAUCCGCGCUGGACGUGCUGACGCUCGUCGGAAGAGCGGUGUGCGCAGGCGCGGCGCUGACAGCCGCACUCUACCUGAUCCGCAGACUAGUUUAAUAAUGGCCUGGAAAUCCGGAGGAGCGAGCCACGCGGAGCUCGUCAACAACCUCCGCAAAAAUGGGAUCAUUAAAUCUGACCGCGUGUAUGACGUUAUGUUGGCCACAGACCGCGCCCACUUCUCCAGAUGUAACCCAUACAUGGACUCGCCACAAUCUAUAGGUUACCAAGCAACAAUCAGUGCACCACAUAUGCACGCGUAUGCUCUGGAGCUCCUCCAUGAUCAUCUGUAUGAAGGAGCGAAGGCUCUGGAUGUGGGAUCAGGCUCCGGAAUCCUGUCCGUCUGCUUCGCCAGAAUGGUUGGGCCGAAGGGGAAGGUGAUUGGCAUUGAUCAUAUAAAGGAGCUUGUGGAGGAUUCUAUAGCUAAUGUAAAGAAAGACGACCCUAGUUUGAUCUCUUCAGGGAGAAUCAAACUCAUUGUUGGAGAUGGAAGAAUGGGCUUUACAGAAGAAGCACCUUAUGACGCCAUACAUGUCGGAGCCGCAGCUCCCACGGUGCCACAAGCAUUGCUGGACCAGCUGAAGCCAGGUGGGCGUCUGAUUCUGCCGGUCGGGCCAGCAGGAGGGAACCAGAUGCUGGAGCAGUAUGACAAAUUGGAGGAUGGCAGUACCAAAAUGAAGCCACUGAUGGGCGUGAUUUACGUGCCUUUAACAGACAAAGACAAGCAGUGGUCAAGGUGGAAGUGACUUCCUGUCCUCUGUCCCCUCUCUCUUCUAGGGCACAGGGAUGAACUUUGAAAGGAUGACCUGGCAAUACUCAUGACACCACAUGCACGCACACACACACACACACACAUACACCCAACUGGACUUCUCUGAGGAGAGCUUGUAUAAAUGCUCUAUUUCCAUACCUGUGACAGUCUGAUGGUUUUGAAAGACAGGUGUAUUGAUCAGAUUCUUUUAUUUAAAAAGGAAAAAAAAUUGGAAUAGGGCUUUGUGCUGAGAUUUACAUGCCUGCAGUUUGAGAAUUCUGUGAAUGCAGUUAUUUUUUUUUUUUGACUUCAGUAUUACAGUCAGUUUGAUUGUUCAUGCAUCUCAGCGUAAUGUAAACAGAACACGGGGGCCGGCCUUUGUGCUGAAUCCAGCCGGUGAUUAAAACAUAAUUAACUGCUACGUUAUGUGUAGGGAUGUCUUUGCUUUACAGAUCUGUGUUAAUAGUAAUGGCUUGUGUUUUCAGCUGAAACGUGAUGCCCAGGCAAAAUAAACCACUUAACAUUCAA